This is a messenger RNA of Limulus polyphemus (Atlantic horseshoe crab), 2535 nucleotides long. Its product is annotated as histone-lysine N-methyltransferase, H3 lysine-79 specific-like. The record is from RefSeq and is a predicted model, not a curated record. Bases 1 to 2535 code for a protein of 844 amino acids. The transcript has 2 exons. Lineage: Eukaryota; Metazoa; Arthropoda; Merostomata; Xiphosura; Limulidae.
AUGGGUAAUAUUACUAUAUCGUUAGUUUUCAGUACCGUUAGCUUUAUUUUUGUUUGUGUUGUAGUUGAUGUGAGUUCGUGGAAUGAUAAAGAUGAAGAAUUUAAUGUUAGUUUCAACUCGACAAUCCCUCGAGGUGUGGAAGAUAAAAUGGACAAAAUUAUUAAUUAUGAUACGAAAGGAAAAUUCAACAGUAUGGAACGAGGAAUUGAAAGUAUUCGAAAUAAAGAUACUGAUGUUGGUUCAACAAAAUUUCAAAGAACUAGCGUAAAAGGAACAAAACAUUUUGUAUUGAUAAAUAAGAAUUUUGAAGGUAAACCUAAAUAUGGUCACAGUUAUUAUGACAAUUCUAAUGAAAGUUUGUGGAGUAGAUGCUGUUCUGUGUAUUUGACAAGAUGGAGUUUGUCAGGAACUGUGCAAAAAACUGAAAAACGUUUAACUUUAAACCACCAUUACGAAUCGUGGCAAAUCUUUGUGAUGGAUAUUUGGUCAUUAAUAACAGAAAGAUUCAAUUUUAAAGGCUCAUGGGAUUGGUUAUUGAAAGAUUAUGAGAUGAUCGACUUAAUUAUGGUUAAAAUGAGUGAACCAGGUGAUUUUGAAAACCUAAUAUUUAGUACAAAGAUCAGAAAUGUUUCCAUACAACAACGAAAGGUUGUUAACAGUUUCAUGGAACACUUGGAGGCCUGUCAGGGUGCUAACGAAAUGGCAGCUAUAAAGCAAACUAUUCCUUUGAAAGAGCAUAAUAGUCGUAAUAAGGAUGAUAAAAAAAAACAAUUGGUGUACCAUACUGAACAUCUUAGUGAAGUAUUUAAGUACAGAUAUAAACCAUUCCUAAGUAAUAGUCGCAACAUCGAUGGAUAUCGCAGGAAAAAACGGGAAAAUGAGAAUAAGGAAGAUGAAGACAAUAAACUUAAUGAAAACUGGUAUAAAGGCGAGAAACCAAGGAGUAAAAGGCAAGAGCAAGCAAAGUGGACUAGAAUUACUUCUGAAAUUAACGGUAAGGUAGAGAAGAACCAAAAGGUAAGGAAGCAGGGCAAGUUUGUAAUGAAGGAAAACGAAAAGACUAUGAGAGAAAAAAUGAAGGAUCUAGAACAGAAUAAGGUCACAAAAACAAACGUGAAACUUGAUCGUCAUAAGCGUAAAGAGAAAAGAUACAAAGGUGCGAAUAAACUUGAAACGAGUACAGGUGCAGAACGAAAGGAAAGAAAAUCAGCUGAAGCAAAAAUAUUAGCAUCCAGAAAAACGAAUGAGAAUAAAACUGUAAUUGAAAAAUAUUCAAGAAAACAUGUGAAACAAUGGGAAGAGCUGAACACAACUAAAAAUAAUUUCUCAUCAAACAUAAACAAAACCCAAAAACGGACAGAAACAUUGGAGAAAGAGUACAGAAGAAGAAAUUUAAAUGAAUCCACCACAGAGCACGAAGAACAAAGUGAAUUAUCUAAUGGUAACGUGGUUGUUUUACAAAAUGAAAAUAGCGUUAAAAAAGAAACUGAAAUUACUGGAAGUUUUCAUAAGUACUUAAAUGAAAUCAAAAGAGAAAAUAAAUUACAUCCAAAGAGCACAAAAAGAAAGAGAGAGGUUGCACUUAAAGUAACUUUUAAGUUAAUAGUGUGUUUGCUAACGACAGGAAACAAGGGAAAAAACCAAAUGCUUAAGAGUGAGAAUGUGAAUGAGCCAAAAGCAGAAACAAAUCAAAGCGAAACAAACAGCAGCAAGUUUCUAAGCCCAGUAAAUUCAUUCGCAUAUGAAAACGACUUGCAACAACAAGAUGUAACAGAAAAGGUGAAGCAAAGGCAUUAUUUUGGGAAGGAACAAAAGACAACGGAUCUGAGUGAAAUAGAAAGUAUAGCAAUGAAUUAUUUCUUGAAUAAAAAUUUCAAGCAAAACGACACAGAAACAAGUGAAUAUUCCUAUGAAAUGGUGAAUUCAGAAGAACAGGUAAAGCAAGAAGGAACUCUGAAAAAUAAAAUGUUCAAUAAAACAAUGUAUAGCUUAGCUGGUAUAAAUAUGACUCAAUAUAACCCACGAAAUAUUGAACACAAAUUCGAGGAGACUGUCUCAAACGAAAAAAAACUAUGGAUGAAAGAUCAUAAAGAAUUCCCCCAAAAAAUUGAAACUACAAUGGAAGAACAAGCAUUGUUCGAUGAACAUGUAUACAACAAAAAACAUAAAUGGGAAAAGAAGCAAGGAGAUUUAAAUGGGGAUUUUGUAGCCCUAGAGAUAUCGAAUGACAAUGUAACACAAGACCAGUCAAAAGAAGGUUACGACAAGUAUGUCCUUCAGAAAGGGUCAAAAGACGAUAAUCGCGUAAAGAAAAUUAAAACUACUACAGAAGCAUAUAUAAUGCAUUCAGAAAAUAAAAAGUACAAAAAAGAGACUGAGAGCAGUGAAAUAAAACUACAGGACUCAUUAUUGGGUGGAUAUGGAACUAAAGAAAACAAAGAAACAAAAAUGGAUGAAUACGUAACACUGGAUUUGGAGAAAAUGUGGUACGGAAACGAAUUUGAGAUCAGUGAACUCGUAAAACAACUUCUUUAG